CCACUGUGCCAUCGGCUCUGAUUGUGGCACGGUUGUUGCACGCCCACCUCUGAGCUUCUGAUCUCGGACCGGAUACUGGUCAACCCUGCUGCCAGCGAUUGCGCUUGCUCUCAUUGCGACGGUCGCCCUGGCAGGCUGCAGCCUACCAGGAUGAUUUGUCCGAGGUCCCUGACGGCCGGAGGGAUAGAUCUAUACUCAUUCAAGUCUGUUUUUUGUCAUCUGGGCCGAUCUCAGAACUCCUCGGCUGCGGUUUCGAGCUCUGAAAUCCUUGGCUAGACAAUGCGGGAUGCGGCCCCUUCUUUAUUUUUGUCUAUCCGCUAUCUUGGAUUCUAUGCAGGCAGAUAAUACUUGGUACUCCGCUUCUCUCGUUCGUCGUCUAUCGCCUACAUGACAUAUGUCCGGCUCAAGGUACCACCAUUUCUGUGUCAGCCCGCUCGGGCUCCGCUUUCGCCUACGGGUUAUGGACGGCCUUCUACUUUUUGAGCUUGGAUAUCGAUUCUUGCUAAUCAAGAGAACACUUGCCGCCUACGUUCCAGUGCUUUCACGCGAGUCAUCUUGACCGGAGUCCACACCCAGACCAUUAGCAAGUCCCCGCGAGCCGCUUGUGCUUGUCAUGUAUUCAGCACCCGAGAAAACGCACUAGGCAGAUGCAUCACAAACGGGUGCUAUGCCAUUUCUGGAUCGGGUGCAGUAACUCUCGGGUGCAGUACCUCGCGGGGCAGAAUACUCAUUGGAUGUUUUGGCCGUUAUAAAUGUGGGACGCGAGUCCACUUUUGGGGAUCCCUCUACAGACCUCUCCAUGGCUUUGUUUACCCUUCCGGACGGCGCCAGCAUCUCCUACGAGGUCCUCAGCCCGAAUUUUCUGGGGGCCGUAGCCCCCCUCAUCCUGCUUUGCGGGAUGGGCAUGGCCAAAGCGGACUGGCGAGCGCUUGCUCCAGCUCUUGCGCAAUCGCGGCCAGUGCUCGUCUACGAUCACCGUGGGAUCGGCGACUCGACUCACGGAUCGGAAAAUAUCACCAUCAGCAGGAUGGCGCGCGACUUGGUCGAACUUGUUCUCCACCUAAGGUGGAACGAAGUCGCUUUGUGUGGCUACUCUAUGGGCGGUGUUGUUGCUCAGCAGUUAUUGGUCUUCCCGCUGCAAAAUCUUCCCCUUCCGUUCCGAGUGACCCACGUUUUCCUGAUCUCAACACGAUCGGUGGUCCUUCAAGAGGCUCAGUAUGGCCUCCAGAUACGGCCUACGGCUGUGCCUCGAACUCCCGCACAGCGAAUGGAACUGAUCCGACGAACUCUCGAAGCGACAUUCGAUCCUGCCUGGCUAGGAGCUAACCCCGUGCGCUUCGAGAACAUUGUCCAAGCCACGGUCCAUGGACGGCCGCGACCUCCGUCUACUAUCGAACAGCAACGACUCGCACUGCAAAAUUUUGACUUUGCAGCACUUUUUCCUGGAAUUUCUCGCAGGGUCAAGAUUCUCGUCAUCCACGGCCAAAAGGAUCAGGUGAUACCUUUCCGGUGUGCUUCAGAAACCCUCGGCAUGAUAAAAUCCGCCAAAUUUGUGCAAGUGGGAUCACAAGUGGGACAAGUUCCCAGUCUUGCAUUUGGACACCAGUGGUUCGAAUAUUUCGACCUCCGAGUGUGGCAUGAUGUAUUUGAAGCCCAUCUCCGUUCAUAGAACAAAUUAUCACAUAUGUAACACUUGACAAAUGUACCACGUCCCUGAACUUUAG
This is a messenger RNA of Mycena citricolor, 1724 nucleotides long. Lineage: Eukaryota; Fungi; Basidiomycota; Agaricomycetes; Agaricales; Mycenaceae. The record is from the annotation of a GenBank genome assembly.